AUGGACGUCCCCUGGUGGGAAGCGACGGCCGCUUCCGUGGUCCGUGGUUCACGCCCCGACGCAACCGACGCGGGCGAGACAUCCGCGGCGGGAUCGUUCGGGUGCGACGUGCGCGGCGCCGGGGGCCACCGCAGGCGAGGAGGACCCCGCAACAAUCUCAUCGGGGCGACCGGUUCCGCCCCGUCCUUCGCGGCGGACGCUUCGGCGUUGCGGGCGUUCGUCGCGUCCUCGCCGCGGCUCUGCGUCAACAUCAGCGCGACGUGGUGCGCGCCGUGCGUCAGGUUCCAUCCGAAGUUCGCGGACAUGAGCGCGGCGUUUCCCGACGUCGCAUUCUUAACCGUCGACAUAGACAACCUCGACGACGACGUCUUGGACGAGCUCGACGUGGAGACGAUUCCCACGUUUCUGCUGAUGAGAGGCGGGCGGGAGGUGACGCGGGUGGUUGGGGUGGCGCAUAAGAGGCCGGCGAGGCCCCUCGCGGCGGCCAUACGGCGGCACCUCUGCUCGUGA
Messenger RNA from Micromonas commoda, 510 nucleotides. RefSeq lists its product with no specific name. Lineage: Eukaryota; Viridiplantae; Chlorophyta; Mamiellophyceae; Mamiellales; Mamiellaceae. The record is from RefSeq and is a predicted model, not a curated record. The transcript has a single exon. Bases 1 to 510 code for a protein of 169 amino acids.